Molecule: messenger RNA, 444 nt
Organism: Heterobilharzia americana
Lineage: Eukaryota; Metazoa; Platyhelminthes; Trematoda; Strigeidida; Schistosomatidae
Source: the annotation of a GenBank genome assembly
AUGGGUUUUUGGCUUCUGACAAGACUCUUGUGCGCUUGGAGUUUGUUUUUGUUAUAUGACUGUAGCGAGAUAUGUGGGCCAACUGAUGAGCUGUUAACAUGUUUUACAAAAAUUUUGUCUUUUGAGGCGAUUGGAGACAUUCACCGUAAUCUUGAUGGAGACAGAAAUGGUGAGGUGGAUUAUUCUGAGACGGAAAAAUUUUUGCGGAAAGAAUUCAAUUCUGCAGAUGCAGCUAAGAAGUCACGCAUGUUAAAUAGUGAUGAUCCUUUAAUCAGUUUAAUGGAUUUGUGGCAGAUGUGGAGAAAUAACCCAGCAUUCAAUUGGACUGUAAAAGAUACCAUUCAUUGGUUAACUGGUCCGGUGGAUCUACCGCAGUAUGCUGAUGUAUUUCGUCAGCAUAAUGUAGACGGACGUUCAUUACCGCGCUUGGCUAUGCAAAUAUGA